AUGCCCACCUCAAAAUCUUCAAUUACAUCUAUAGAUAUACUAAGUGGGAUAGAAUCCUUGUCAUCAGAUGAUCAUAUACUUUUAAAUGAAACCAUAAAACAUAUUUUCAAAUCUAAAAAAACAACUGUAAUAACUGGUGCUGGAAUUUCUUGUAAUGCAGGCAUACCUGAUUUCCGAUCUACUGAUGGUUUAUAUAAUAUGAUAAAACAUAAACAUCCAAAAGCAAUAGUAAGAGGUCAAGAUUUAUUUGAUAUAAAUUUAUUUAGAGAUAAUUUAUCCCUUAGUAUAUUCUGUACAUUUAUGGAAUCAUUAUAUAAAAGUACUUUAUCAGCAAAACCAACUGAAACUCAUAAAUUUUUAAAACAUUUAAAAGAUAAAGGUAAAUUACUUCGAUGUUAUACUCAAAAUAUCGACUCUUUAGAAAAAAAUGUAAAUUUAAAUUUAGGAAUUGAAAUUUCAAAAUUUGAAAAUAAUAAUAAUAAUAAUAAUCAAAAUCAAAUCAGUAACAUAACUACUAAUAAAAAUCAAAGAUUUAAAGAAAAUUGGAAUUCUCUAGAUGUAGUACAAUUACAUGGAAAUUUACAUAAAUUAUCUUGUACUCAAUGUUUUGCAAAUUUUAAUUGGUCAAAUGAAUAUCAAUCACAAUUUAAUCAAGGUUUAAAUCCAGAAUGUUCAAAUUGUUAUGCAAAAUAUGAAGAAAGAUUAUAUCUGGGUAAAAGAAUAACAGGAAAUAUAGGUAUAUUAAGACCAGAUAUUGUAUUAUAUGGAGAAAAUCAUCCACAAUCAGAAAUAUUAAGUUUAGGUUUAUCUAAUGAUUUAAAAUUAAAACCUGAUUUAUUAAUAAUAAUGGGUACUUCAUUAAAAGUAGAUGGUGUAAAAAAAUUAGUUAAAUCAUUAGCAAAUGAAAUUCAUAAAAAACCAAAUGGUAAAGUUUUAUUUAUAAAUAAAACUAGCCUAGGUAAACAAUGGCAAAAUUUCAUUGAUUAUGAAAUUUUAUGCGAUUGUGAUGAAUUCAUAAAAUUAUUAAAAAAUGAAAUUCCUGAUUUAUUUUUAACUCAAGAACAAAUUGAUUCGAAGAAACUAAAAAAUGGAGCAAAAGAAUAUAUUAAACCGAUUAAAAAGGCUAAAAAAUCAAUUAUCAUUGAUCCUUCAGAAUCAUUAAUUAAACAAGAAUCAAAAAUCAAACAGGAAGACUUCAUAACCGAAUCAAAUCCAAUGGUCAAAGUUGAAAAUACGUGCGUUAAACAAGAGGAAGAAGAAGAUGACGUUGUGUUCAUAAAAGAAGAAAUUUUAACUCCUCCAAUAACUCCAACAAAAUUACAAAACAAAACGACAACACAAUAUAAUAAUCAACAACAAAAGCCACAACCAAAAUUAGUCAGAAAAAGAAAAUUAAAUAACUCAAAUGAACAUGAAUCAAUAAGUGAUAAACAAGAAAAUGAAAGUGAUGUUGAAAAUAGAGCAAGAAAAUUAAGAAAUAGUUCACCAAAUAAUUCAUUAAGAACACCAAAUAAUUCAUUUGAUGAUUCUACAACUAUUAGUGGUGGUACUAAUAAAUUGGAUACUGUAUCAAAUUCAAACUCCAAAAAUCCCAAGAAACGAUUAAAUUUGCUAUCUAAAUUAACCAAUCCAGUAACCACAACCACCACUCAAACCUCUUCAGAAACAUCAUCAGGAACAAUCGAGACAGAGAAUCACUCAUUUACCAAUAAUAAACCAAAAUCUAAUUUACUAAUUGCACUGACUUCAUUACCUUCAUUAUCACAAACCUUACAAAAUAUUCAAAAUUUGCCACAAGAUUUUAAAAGGAAAAGAAAUCAGAGAAUGGAAAGUGUAUCUAAUUUGUUGGGAAAUAUACUAUCAAUUGAAGAUGAUGAAAGUAAAUCAAAUACAACCUCCGGAAGUCUUAAAAAUAGUCAUAGUAAUCAGUCCUUAAAUCAACAAUUACAAUCAACCCCUACCAAAAAACGUCGAUCUUUGGAUUUAGAUUUCAGUUCAUUUUGGAAAGAUUCGGAUAACAAGAAUGUAGAUGCUACUACCACCAAUACUAAAGUAGAUCAACAAAAAAAUAAUUCAACCGGUUCUUCACCAAAUUCCGAUCACUUAGCAACUUCAUCAACUUCUACAUCAAACCCCAACUAUUAUGCUGAUAAACUUAUGGAAAAGGCAAUCUCAAUGAUAAUUCCAAACGAAAUAUAUGAUGAUCAAACAAGUAAAAUGUUACAGGAUAGAACAACAAUGGCAAAAUUAAGAUUACCUUUAAGUUUUGCAAUAAUGCAAAAAAAUUCAAAUAUGUUACAUCAAAGAAAUUCAGAUACUUAUAUUUUUUUUAAUCAAAUUUUAAAAUAUGUUAAUUGGAUGGAUCCUUAUUAUACUAUUGGUAUUACAUUAAUUAUAACUCAUUUAAUUUUAAAACCUAUAUUAUUUACAUGUUUACCUUUAAUUUCAUUAAUUUUAAAUACUUUAAUACCUCAUUAUUUAAUAAUUUAUCCACCUGACCCAACAUUUUUAGAAGAAUAUGUUGAAAUAAAUCCAAUCCCAUCAACUACUCCGCUAGAGUUAUACAAGAUUCCCAAACCAGUACCAUUAUUUAGUAAAGAAUUUUUUAUGAAUUUAACUGAUACUCAAAAUUUUAUGAAUUUACAAAUUUCAACAUUUGAUUUUAUGGUAUGGUUAACUACAGAUUAUUUAUAUUUUAAAAAUGAAAAAAUAAGUUCGUUCAUUGUAUUGGCAUUUCUUACUACAAUUAUUUUAAAUUUAUAUUUUUUACCAUCAAUAAUUUAUUUUAUAGUGGUUGAACAUAGUUGGAUUUUAAAGUUGUUAUUGAUUUUUAAAGUUUGGAUCUUUAUUAUAUUAAUGCAUCCGAAAAUAAGAUCACAAUUAUUGGAUAAAGUAUAUGAUGAGAACACGAGAUUAGAUAUUCAAAACUAUGUUAAUAAAGUAGAAAAUCAAUUGACUUCGAUUUUAAUUGAUGAUGAUAAAUAUAAUUUGAAAAAACGUACAAUGAAAGAAGAUACAAAGCAAAUUGAUUUGUCUUCAGAUAAUAUUAAAUUAAUUGAAAUUUAUGAAUUACAAAAACUCAAUCCUAAAACAAAAAUUUGGACAUCAGUUGGAUUCUCAGAUCAAUUUUACACAACAAAUACAGUGAUUAGAAGGUAUAAUAAUGCUAUAAAACAAUUACAAGAAGAUAAUCCAUUAGUAGAAGAUGAAGAGAGUCUAUUAGGAGAAAAAGGUAUAGAUAAUCCAAAUCAAAAGCAUGAUUUGAUGAGCAUUAAUAAAUGUGAAAAUUUGAAAGAAAUAAAACCUCCAAUAGGUUAUAAAUUCUUACCAAAUUCAAAAUGGCAUAUUGAUUUUGAUAUAUCAAGUUGGGUUGAACAUAAUUUAAUUCAAGAUUUAGUUUUAAUUGAUGAUGAUGAAAAAUGGGCUUAUGAUGUAGUUCUUACAACUGAUGAAAAAGAAAAUAAUGAUAAUGAUGAUGAUGAUGAAAAUGUUAAUGACGAUGAAAUUAAUGAAAAAUUGAAAAUUGGUGGAUAUGAAGAAGAAAAAUUAAAAACUCAAACGAAAGUUUAUUCAAAUAAUAAUUCUAAAGAUAAUGCAAAAAUAAUUAAUGAUGAUGAAAUUUAUAGAAGAAGAAGAUGGAUAAGAUACGUUAUUAGAGAAAGUUAUAAGGAUAAAAAACAAAUACCUAUUCAGCAAUCCCAUUUAGCUUCAUGGGUUACUUAG
Molecule: messenger RNA, 3723 nt
Organism: Lodderomyces pseudojiufengensis
Lineage: Eukaryota; Fungi; Ascomycota; Pichiomycetes; Serinales; Debaryomycetaceae
Product: HST3
Exons: 2
Coding region: 1-3723 (1240 amino acids)
Biological process (GO): peroxisome organization
Cellular component (GO): peroxisomal membrane
Molecular function (GO): NAD+ binding
Source: RefSeq, a predicted model, not a curated record